AUGCGCCUUGCCUACUCGCCCAAAGAAAACAAAGGCCGCUCCACUGUUGAGCAUCUCUGCCACGAUGAUGCCUACUUCAUUGCGCCAACUACUUUCCCAGACUGCAAGUCACCCCAGGACUACGCAGAGUCGCAUUCCAAGGUCAUGGCAUGUGUGUCUGAUCUGCACAUCGAUUCCUAUGAUAUAAUCUUCGCAAAAGGUGGACAUGUCUUGCUCAGAUAUAGCGCGUCUGGCAGCCAUUGUGGCGAGCCACACAACGGGAUCAAAGCAACGGGGAACAAGGCCGCUUGGCAUGCUGGUGCCAUCUUUGAGGUUGAGGGUGGCAAGAUCAAGGGCUGGAUCAAGGAGUGGGAUAAGUUGCACAUGUGGAAACAGCUUGGCUGGAUGAAGGGCGAUGAGUACGCAUAA
Molecule: messenger RNA, 408 nt
Organism: Dothidotthia symphoricarpi CBS 119687
Lineage: Eukaryota; Fungi; Ascomycota; Dothideomycetes; Pleosporales; Dothidotthiaceae
Product: NTF2-like protein
Exons: 1
Coding region: 1-408 (135 amino acids)
Biological process (GO): polyketide metabolic process
Source: RefSeq, a predicted model, not a curated record